Molecule: messenger RNA, 5491 nt
Organism: Bombus pascuorum
Lineage: Eukaryota; Metazoa; Arthropoda; Insecta; Hymenoptera; Apidae
Product: NADP-dependent malic enzyme-like
Exons: 11
Coding region: 362-2245 (627 amino acids)
Biological process (GO): pyruvate metabolic process; malate metabolic process
Cellular component (GO): mitochondrion
Molecular function (GO): NAD binding; malate dehydrogenase (decarboxylating) (NADP+) activity; malate dehydrogenase (decarboxylating) (NAD+) activity
Source: RefSeq, a predicted model, not a curated record
CUGAGUUGCUCAUACAGUACAGUUAGCGUCCGCAGAGCGCACGGAAACGUGAAGAGGUUGGCAAGGAAGAGAGGUGUGCGAUCGACGUGUAGAAAGACUGUAUACCGUGAAUCGCGCGCUUGUGCAGUGCAGUGUAUCGCGUGAAGGAGCAGCCGUGCGUAUGCGUAACCGGCUAUAUGGACGAACUUGAAGUCGAAAGGGAAGAAGGUGUGCGAGAGUAGACAGAGCGGCGGCGGCGUCGAGCGCAGGCAAGCGGGUCAGCAUUGGUGAGCAAGCAAGAGCACGAUUAGCCGAAAACGCGCAGUCGCGCGGUGAUCCUGUCGGGUGGGAGGCGAUCAGCUGUAAGCACGCGAGGAGCGAAAUGUUCGUCCUGCAGAGGUCUAUAUUAUCGCCCAGCAGCAGAAAUUGUGCAGGAUCAUGGGCGCGAAUGCUGCCACCUACGCAUCCUGCUGCAAAGGAUAUUCAAAGGAUAUACAGAGAAAUCCACGAAGUGUCCGGAGAUGUUGUACCUAUCAAUAUGGUGAAAGGUAUUGGCCAUUUGAGGGACCCUCGACUUAAUAAGGGACUGGCAUUUACUUUGCAAGAAAGAAUAUCCUUAGGUAUACACGGCUUGCAACCACCAAGAUUCAAAACUCAGGAAGAACAGUUGGCUCUGUGCAAGGCCUCAGUCAUGAAGUAUACUGAGGAUUUAAAUCGGUAUCUUUAUCUCGUGGAAUUGCAGGAAAGAAACGAGAGAUUGUUUUUUCGUCUAUUAAGUGAAAACAUCGAGCAGAUGAUGCCAAUCGUAUAUACUCCUACCGUCGGAUUAGCUUGUCAGAAGUUCGGCGUUAUCUACCGCAGACCUCGUGGAUUAUUUAUCACAAUAUAUGAUAAAGGUCACAUUUACGAGAUCUUAAACAACUGGCCUGAGCAAGCGGUUCGUGCAAUUUGCGUAACAGAUGGAGAGAGAAUUCUCGGUCUCGGUGAUCUCGGUGCUUGUGGGAUGGGAAUUCCGGUAGGAAAAUUAGCUCUUUACACCGCCCUGGCUGGCAUAAAACCGCACCAAUGCCUACCAAUUACUAUUGACGUCGGCACAAAUAACGAACAGCUGAGAGACGAUCCUCAUUACAUUGGUCUUAACAAACCCAGAAGUCAAGGCGCUGAAUAUGAUGAAUUGAUUGAUGAAUUUAUGGCUGCUUGCGUGAAAAAAUAUGGCCAAAAUGUUCUCAUUCAAUUCGAGGACUUCGGAAAUCACAAUGCCUUUCGUUUCUUAGAUAAAUAUCGUGACAAGUAUUGUACGUUUAACGAUGAUAUACAAGGUACUGCCGCAGUUGCCGUUGCUGGAAUUUUAGCAUCGAAAAGAAUAACCAAGAAAUCUAUGUCCCAAAAUAAAUUCGUAUUUUUGGGUGCUGGUGAGGCAGCUAUUGGAAUAGCUGACCUUUGUGUUAAAGCGAUGGAAGCAGAUGGUUGUACCGAACAGGAAGCUCGUGAUAAUAUUUGGAUGAUGGAUAUUGAUGGAUUGCUUGUUAAAAAUCGACCAGAAGGUAACCUGGAAGGUCAUAAAAUCUGGUAUGCGAAAGAUCACAAAGUGAUGAAAUCACUAUUGGAAGUUGUAAAAGAAGUGAAACCAACUGUUCUAAUUGGUGCUUCAGCAGCAGCAGGAGCAUUUACUCCUGAAGUCUUGAAAGAAAUGGCCAAAAACAAUGAAAGACCUUUGAUCUUUGCAUUGAGUAAUCCAACUAUCAAAGCAGAGUGCACAGCUCAACAAGCUUACGAUCAUACAAAUGGAAAAUGCAUUUUCUCGUCGGGUUCUCCGUUUGGCGAAGUACACUAUAAAGGAAAAGUAUAUAAACCUGGACAAGGAAACAACGCGUACAUUUUUCCUGGAAUCGCAUUGGGCGUCAUCGCGACUGGAUGUCAUCACAUUACAGAAGAUUUAUUCCUAAUCUCGGCUCAAGCUGUUGCUGAUCACGUGAAAGACGAAGAUCUCGAAGUGGGCAGUCUCUACCCGCCGUUAAGCACUAUUCGUGAAUGUUCAAUUGAUAUCGCCGUACGAAUUGCUAACUAUGCUUACGCUAAAACUGGAUUGGCAAGUGAGUAUCCAGAACCAAAAGACAAACGCGAAUUUAUUGUAAGUAAGAUGUACGAUGCUAACUAUGACAGUCCACUGCCAAAUCUUUAUGACUGGCCAGGAGAUUAUGCCAAACCACGUGUUCUGCCGGAUAAAGACACUGUAGAAAUCCGCCACGAUUUAAAACAUCUGUAGCGGAUUUCACCGGGCGGAAUAUUCAGAAGCUAUCAUUAUUACCAUUAUCAAUAAAAAUAUUGCUGUAUCCUGUAUUGAAACUAUAAGACAGGUCGUGACACAAGUACAGGCAACAGUGCGGUUGUAAAACAAUUUUAACUGUAAGGACUGUUACUCUGUCAGUGACUAAUGCCAGUGCUUUUACCAUAUAACUUGCACGAGGUGUUAAGCACGAGAAACAGUUACAUAGUGCUAUUAUUACAGCAUCGAAUGUCUCAGUAAGCUAACAUUGCAGUAUUUUAACGGUCCCCUUCAUCCCAUAUGCAAUAUUAGGAUUGCUAGUUUAUCGUUUAAAACCGUACUAGGUAUUAACCAGUGAAAGUAUUUAAAGAAAGUUUAUAACGUUGUUAUUCACCUCUAUGCCCUAUAUUUAUGUUGCAUAAAAGAAAGACACAAAAACCGAUAUAACACAUAGAGGUACGCCUGCAGUACGUUUAUGAUUUUAUAUUAUACACAUACAUACCUAAGUAUACAUAUACAAACAUAACGUAAUAAAAUUAAGUAUAUAUUUGUACAGUGAAAUUUUUCGGCCGUAAAAUUGAUAACAAAUAAAAUGAAAAAUUUCACGAAUACAUACAAUUGUUUCUAAGUAUAACUAGAAAUUUACUUUUUUUCAUUUAUUUCAAGUAUUUCGAGAGAUUCCCUCUGAAAGAUGUUAUUUUAUAAAUAACAUUUUUUUUGACAUAGAAAUGAAUUUUCGUAAAACUCAAAUACAUAUUGUACUGUAUGUUUAAGGUUACCCGAUUUUUCCUUUUCGGAUGAUGUCAAUAUGUCCCAAUCUCCUUUCACCCUGAAGAGUCAAUCUACUUCCCCAAAAGAAAUCCCAAUCAAAUUGAACAAAUGUACGGUCCAAAGAUGAUUGGUGCACUUGAAGCACACUUUAGUGCUGUCACAUUUUUAUUUUGCCAUAUUUUAUAUAUACUUUUAAUGAAUAAACAUCAUUUUAUAAAUAAGAAAGGGAAAAGAUAGUAGUGAGAUUAUGCAAAACAACUGUCAUUUGUGACUUUUAAUACAACACGUUUAAUCGUUGCUUUUGCAAUUAGUAUCCGUUUCAAAUUAUAGACGAAUUUAUCUUAGGUUUGCUCAAAUAUAUUCGCGCGUAAGCGAAUAUCAUUUUACGGGUAAAAUAAUGUAAUGUUUAAAGCUACCGAUAGCACAUACCGACAUAAUCGAAAACUGGUUUCGAAUUUGCUAUUUGAAUGUCUGUGUGUCACAUGUAAAAAGUAUUUUACAAACGGUAAUGAGAUCAUUAGAUAUGUAUUUCAUAUACUAAAAUAUACAUACAGUUACGUAUCUGUUCCUGAAAUAUUUUCGGUGUUUAUACUUUUCGGGCAAUUGUUGUAUAAAGCAAUUGUAUACAAAUCAAAUAGUACGACUUAUUUUUCUCUACGUAUCAAAGAGUGUCUAUUUUCACGAAAACGUAUUAAAAACGCGCUAUGUAUAGAUGUCAAUAUUUUAUUCUAGAUUUGUAACGAUAUAUUUUAUCGAGUUUCGCAUGCUCUGUCCAAUAUAAAAUUCCGAGAAACCGCACGAAACGUAUACUAUAUAUGCAUAAAAUGUAUGUGUCAUAUAACAUGUAAUUGAUCGUUAGUUAGCCAAAAUGCCGGUUAUUGAGCCCGGAUACAAUGCGUGAGAAUGUUUGCUACUACGAAUUUCGUUGUUUACUUUUACACUUUAAAAUGUCACAGUGAGUUUAGCCAAGUGACGAACUCUCAAUAUCGAAUGAUAGUACAUUAGAGCAGCGAUUGGAAGAGAUAUAUUCAUGUCCCAAUCUGAUUUCUUAUGUAUGUAGCUGAAUACAGUCGCAAAUCGUCACUUAGUUAAGCGUAACACGUUAAUAAAGUAUUAUUACACCAUUACUAACCGUGUUCUUCUCCCAACAGAUUAUGACGUGUUGGCGAGUUGAAAGACAAGGCGACUGCUCUGACGUAUAUACAGUCGUUUUAAGUUAAUUCGAGUCAAAUUUCAAACAAAAUGACUCAAAAGAUGGCAACACUCCCAUAAUCCUUUAAACAAAAAUUUUAUUCUAAUACAUCAGGAAAUUCAGUUCUUAAUCCAACUUCUUUAAGUGCUGAUACUCCGUACUUAUUUAUUAUUAAUUUAAAGCCACAAUUAUAUUUUAUAUAUGUACGUAGGCUGUUCACUAAUUUCAGAUCCGUAUCUCUAUUUAUUUUAUUUAUUUAUAAUUUUUAUUUUUACUUUUAUUUAAAUUGAACGACUAAUGUAUGUAAAUCAAAAAGUAUUAUUAUAUUGUGAUACUUUCUUUUGAACACUUAAAGAAGAAAUUAGUGAAUAGUUAAUGCUCGUAGGAAUUAUGUCAAUAUAUUGCUGAUAUAUUAUCUAUCAUUUGAUUUCUAUUAAUAUAUGAACAAAUUUUUUUUUCAAAAACUGCAAUCUAAGUAAUCAUGUGAAAUUUAGUAUGAUAUAUUAUAUUUUUAAAAAGGCGAUAUUUAUAAUCAUCAAAAGAGUAAAAAUUUUUAAACACGAAGAUAUAUUCUAUUCUGUUAGGUAUACUAUGUAAGGCCACAUAUGUAUGUAUGUAAAUUGUCACUUCGUUUGUUCAAUUUUAUCAUGGUUUUAUAUUACAUUAACAAACACUGUCAUCAAGAAAAAAAGAUAGAAAGGCAACAUUGUAAAAACCGUGUUUUUUGUACUGUAUUGUAAUUAUCACUUUUAAGUUAAGUAAAUAUACAAAAGUAAAAAUUCUGUCAUAAGAUUCCUAUAUGUUCCGUGAAAUAGAAACUUUAAUGAACAACAUGGAUUUGAUUAUUACUAUCAUGUAACAAAUAUAACAAAACACCUCUCUUCUAAAUUAUUCUGAAUUAUAUCAGAUUAUACUAUUACAAAGGUGAAAAAUGGCUAAGAAAAUGAAUACGGGUCCGAUUGGAUAUUUUCACAUUAUUUCCUAUAAUUAUUUCUAGUAGACAUAAUACAAUCACGAAAACAAACACGCUUAUUGGUCGAAAACGUCACAUAUCAAGACCAUAUAGCAACACGUGACUGCAAACAAUAAAGACCAGUAUAUACUUCCCUUGUCGCUGUGCCGUUCCGCUAGCCAUUUCUCAUCUCUGUAUUAAUGUAUACAUAUUACCUAGAACGAGAGGAAUUCAAGUUAUUCAAAUGCAACUAUGUGCUCAUUAGAAUUUGUUACUGAAUGUGUACAUUAAACACUAAAGCUAUGAAUAAAUGUUAAAUUAUGGUCGUUAA